This is a messenger RNA of Cylindrotheca closterium, 2484 nucleotides long. Lineage: Eukaryota; Bacillariophyta; Bacillariophyceae; Bacillariales; Bacillariaceae. The record is from the annotation of a GenBank genome assembly.
AUGGCGGAAGACAAAUUUGUACGUGUCAUGAAGGACAAUUGGAUUCGGAACUGUCCUGUCACAGUAGGGGAUGUGCGGCGGUCCCACUCCAUCUAUGGACCACCACUACCACCAGUGAAGGGCCGGACUUGUAACCAGUCGUUAGCGAGAGUGAAGGAGACCGAUAUUGUCCAGAUCCCAAAGAGCAUGAACAAAGAUCUCAAAAACGUGACGCUUUGCGUUGACUUUUAUUAUGUAAACGGCGUCACUGUCUUUCAUUCCAUCUCUCAACGAAUUGACUAUCGAACUGUGUCUUUUCCAAUUAGCAGAACCAAAGGCUCCAUUGUCGAGGAGCUAAAGGAUAUCUUCAAACUCUACAAUGCCCGGGGUUUCCGAAUCACCAAAAUCCACGCAGACAACAAAUUUGGAAAGGUGGAAAAAGAUGUCUUGCCGGCCCGACUGGUCUGCUGUGAAGUGGACGACCACGUCCCCGAGAUUGAAAGGUCUGUUCAGACCAUGAAAAACGACAGUCGGUCAACAUGCCAUGCGAUGCCAUAUUUGUGCUACCCGAGAAUGAUAGUACGAGCCAUCAUCAAGACUGGAGUUGCUUUUCUCAACACUUUUGGAUCCGCCGAACAAAGUACGAAUGGGCUCUCGGCUUGGAACAUUAUUGAAAAUCUUCCACACGUUGACCACAAUCAUCUGAAAUACGAGUGCGGCGAAGGCAUGAAGUUGUAUUGUCCAGUCAGAUUUCUUGGGUCCAAAACGAUCGCUCCAAUGGUCCGACUUUUCAUUGUAUAUGAAUGGAGACCAGGACAACCGAUCACCGCGGAUGACAUCGUUGCACCUGCUGAAGCAGCACAAGACCCGCUAAUCUUGCCUGAACCUUUCGUCAUAAAUCUACCAAAUGCUGGGCCCAAUCCUUUCGUACCUAUUGAUGUGGAUGAUCUACCAGGAGCGGAUGAAAUUGAGACAGAACUACCGGACAAUCAAGAGGAACAAGGGGCGGAAACUCAAGGAGCGCGAGGAGCGGAAAUUCAAGGAGCGCAAGUCAAAGCACUGGCCGAAGAUCAAGGAGCGCAGAACGGCAACCAAGAGCAACCACAAGACGUGAUAGAAGAAAAUGAUGAAAACGAAGAUGACGAUUUCUCGGCAGAAGCGGACGUGACUGACGAUGAAACGGAAGAUGAAGCUGAUGCCGACGAUUUGGGAGAUACCGAAGAGGACCAGGCAACAGCGGACGAGACGGAGGACAGGGACCAAACAGUAGUAGUGGCAGCCAGUAAUCUGGAGGGCAAAGAACGAAGAGGAGGUCAUCUUGACAGGAACGAAGGAGAAGACUUCGGAAGAGGAAAGAGAGAAAGAAAACCCGCUGAAAAGUAUUCAGCAUUGCAAACAACAGAGAUCAAGAAGACCUCUGGAAAAGUAAAGAGAAAGGUGAACAGCUUUCAGAGGAGAAAAAGAGCCGCUCACAAUAAGAAAAGAAAUAAGACUAGCAAAAGUUCGAUCACGAAAAUAUCGGCAAAUAAAAAGAAGGCCAAAAGGAAAAAGAUUUCCUUUUCGUUUUUGAACAAGAGGUUUGAAGAUUUGGAAAAGGAAGAAAAGGUGGAUUUCUUCACUUGUGCAUGGGAAGAACACCAGCUCACCGGAAAGACACACCUGUUGGAGCGAUAUACCACCGGACUUGCGUUUGCCCAAAUGUCAGCCAAGCAGGGCAUCAAGAAGUACGACAAAGAAGCAGAACUGAAGCUAAUUGCCGAGUUCGCACAGUUACUAGAGUUCCAAGUUUUCCACGGAGUCAAAGCAGACGGACCCGACGGCAUCUCUUUGGAAGAAAAGAGAGGAGCCGGAGACAUGAUCAAUCUUAUUGAGGAAAAGAUCAAUAGAGGACACACCGAUGAGAAUCCAGUGCUAAGAGCUAGGAGCGUUUUCAACGGUCGAGUGCAGCGGGGAAUCUACACCAAGGAUGAGACAGCUUCUCUUACUGUGGAUCAAGAUUCACUUUUCAUCACCUGCAUUGUUGACGCGAUCGAGGGAAGCUUUAAGGCCACCAGCGACGUCAGAGGAGCGUACCUGAAUGCAAAGAUGAAAGAUCGAGUAAUCAUGCGCAUUUCGGGACCCGAAGUCGAUAUCUUCUGUGAUGUUGAUCCCAGUCUAAGGGAAUCUGUCACCGUCGUGAAGGGAAGGAAAGUGCUGUACGUACAAUUGGACAGAGCAUUAUAUGGCUUAAUCCAUAUGAUCUACGAUAACAAGAUCAGUCAUAUGAAAUUGGAGGUCGUAAAGGAUAUCAUUGGGAAGAUUGAAGCCAAGUUCUGCAAGAUGACGAACAAGUUCGGUGAAGAGCACGAGUUUUUGGGAAUGAAGAUAACAUACAAAGACGGCAAGGUGGAGAUCAGCAUGAAGAAACACAUUCAGAAGGCGAUCGAUAUGUUCAUGGAUCAUAUCAAGAGAGAGGCAACUUUGCCUGCCAAGGCCUAUCUUUUCGAUGUGAGAGAAGCUGCAUAA